Molecule: messenger RNA, 423 nt
Organism: Hydatigera taeniaeformis
Lineage: Eukaryota; Metazoa; Platyhelminthes; Cestoda; Cyclophyllidea; Taeniidae
Source: the annotation of a GenBank genome assembly
AUGCUGACUUCAAAAUUGGCAUCUCUCACCAAACGCCUUGCUGUGUUUGGUUCUUCGCGUUAUUUUACUUCCUCUGGACAGUGCUUUAGCAAAGAAUGUGGAAUAAUUAAUAUACAGGAUCCUGUUGACUUUAUCAAAAAAGUCACUGAGAACGAACUUCCAGUCCUCGUUGAUUUCCACGCCUCAUGGUGUAACCCGUGCAAGAUGCUGGGACCAAGAUUGAAUGGUGUCAUGAAAAAUCACAUGGAUAAGGUCCUCCUAGCCAAGGUUGAUAUCGACUCGUUGGAAGAUCUAGCUACCAAAUUCAAGGUGGCGGCUGUUCCAACCGUAGUCGGGAUGCGUGGCGGCAAGGAGGUGUCCCGAUUCACCGGCCUGAAGGAGGAGGCCGAAAUUGAGAAAUUCAUUCAGGAGCUAUGCAGAUAA